Molecule: messenger RNA, 807 nt
Organism: Podarcis raffonei (Aeolian wall lizard)
Lineage: Eukaryota; Metazoa; Chordata; Lepidosauria; Squamata; Lacertidae
Gene: SRPRB
Product: SRP receptor subunit beta
Exons: 7
Coding region: 1-807 (268 amino acids)
Biological process (GO): protein targeting to ER
Cellular component (GO): signal recognition particle receptor complex
Source: RefSeq, a predicted model, not a curated record
AUGGACGCGGUGGAGGUGACAGCCGCGCGCGAAGGGUCGCCUUCUCCUCAGGAUGCUCCGCUGCAGCCCCAGGACUUGGCGAGGGCCCAGCUGCUCGUCUCGGUGGCCGUGGCCCUGCUCGUGCUCCUCGCCUCGUGUCUCCUGAUUUGGAUAUUUGUGCGGACCAGAAAGAGCAGUCGGAGAGCAGUGCUUCUGGUGGGUCUGUGUGACUCAGGGAAAACACUUCUGUUUGUUAGGCUAUUAACAGGCAAUUUCCGAAAUACACAGACUUCUAUAACUGAUAGCUCUGCCUUGUACAGAGUAAAUAAUGACAAGAGAACAAAUGUGACAUUGAUUGACCUUCCAGGCCAUGAGAGCUUGCGUCUUCAGUUCUUGGAUAGGUUCAAGGCUGCAGCUAGGGCAAUUGUAUUCGUUGUGGAUAGUGUAGCAUUCCAGCGGGAGAUGAAAGAUGUGGCUGAAUUCCUGUACCAGCUCCUGAUUGACAACGUAGUGCUGAAAAAUGCACCUCCCCUGCUAAUAGCCUGCAACAAGCAAGAUGUUACAAUGGCAAAAUCUUCCAAACUCAUACAACAGCAGCUGGAGAGAGAACUCAAUACCUUACGAGUGACCCUCUCAGCUGCCCCAAGCACAUUGGAAAGCACAGGCUCUGGAUCUGUCUCCCAGCUUGGGAAGAAGGGCAAGGAGUUUGACUUCUCCCAACUGCCCAUGAAAGUGGAAUUUAUUGAAUGCAGUGCCAGAGGAGGCAAGGGAGAGGAGGGUAGUGCUGAUAUUGAAGACCUGGAAAAAUGGCUAGGAAAAAUUGCCUGA